AUGCUUAUAGAGCUCACCUCCCACGGCUUCGCGGACCAGGCGGGGCAGUUUGACCCCCUCACUCAAUACAUUCCUGUCGUCUACUUUCGGCAAAGCGUCUAUGUUGAUUUCGUGCCACCACUUCUAUUUCAACCAGAGACAAAGAGGUUCGUAGAGACGACAGCAACCUUUCGGCCAAUGUGCGCUACCCACGAGGACGAACUUUCUGUAGCAUACAAUGAGUUCAUAUACGUUAUUAUAAACGCUGUCCAGCCCCCAAAGAAGGCAAAGCGGCCUGCAGAUGACGUCUCCUAUCCCGAGCUAAGUUUGAUUCCGUGCUUCGCAUAUGCAGAGAUAGCAUUGCGGGACAUAAUGGAUUCCAGUCAUCUAAUUGACAACAGCACGGAGUUACCCGAUCAUACCUAUUCUGUAUCCAAUGAGGUCAUUCCACUAGUGUUCACCAGCACAUUUUCCACCGGAUUGACAGCGACCCUCAAAGUGACCGUUAAGGUAUCUAUUCCAAACCCAGAUUAUCACAACCUACACAAGAUUGCUCCAGUUUUGAGUGGAGUGGAGUUCAUCGGAAGCUUUUCCAAUCUGGGUAAGAUCACGCAGUCAACACUUCCAGCUUUCGGGUGGUCUCUUUCUCUCUAUUUGCCAGGGCUGCAUGACACUCCUCUUGCCACAAUCCACAAUGGUUACUUAGACAGGGUGGAGAAGGAUGUUAGACAGCCAACAAAGAUACAGACUGUUGAGGACGUAGUUUGUCUGUCUUCAUCUCAAAGAUACCAAAUCGUCUUCCCUGAAUUUCAGCUUCUAUUCGACCAGAGUUCUAUUGUCUCGGGUAUGAAGGUUGUCUCCCAGCUGUCUGGAUCUGGAGAAAAGGUCGGCGCCAAGAACCCAGUGGACCCUCAAUCCAUUGCGAACACAGUGUUAGGAUUGCUUGCAGAUUGCUAUCAUAUGGGGGUGCCCACUUCUAGUCUUAUUAAAAGAGACAGCUCAUCAAAAAAGCCAGCAGAGACCGGAAAGCAAGACACGGCCCAGUCUGCUACCUAUGGCGGAGUAACAUUUAACGACACUUACAACGCCCUUCACGAGCUUUUACAGGCUACCUAUACUAAUGCGCUGUUGGUCCAUUAUGACACGGUGGCCAAGGAGGUUGCUGCUCUCGAUGAAUCCUCUGCUGGGAUGGUUGGUAAAGGAGCAGGGGCAAAGCAGCAGAAGGCCGGACACCCCAGUCUGGACCCAAAGAAUCAGGUAAAACAAGUUACAAUACUUGUAGAGAACGGGGUUGAAUUCCUUCGAUUCCCUCUUUUCUAUGCUAAGAGACAUAACACACAACAAGUCUUCUAUCUAUCUGGGAAGGCCCUCCAGCAAAUGCGCUCAGUCGUACUGUCUGGGUCGGAUAGCUGUUGUCGUCUUAUGCUGCGAUUGGAAGCGUUACCGGAUGGCACUUUACUCAACUGUUUGAUUGACGGGAGCGCACCAGGACGGACCUCCAUAGGGGGGCAACCAGACUCUGGAUUUGACCUUUCGCCAGAAGACCUUGCUUGCGAGGCCUGCAUAGACAUGCAGGCACACAUUAUGGAUCGCACCUCACCGCAGUCUGCACGACUCUCUGAAGUGCCAGAAUCCGACACCGAUGGCGUCCCACUACACAAGCAGCAGAUUAUCGUCCCUUUCUCCGCUGAACCCUUUGUUUAUACAGAAGGUACUGCUGCACUCAUUGCAGAGCAGAUUACCUCCAUGCGGUCUCAAUUGGAGGGACUUCCCACAGGCGUGAUCUCUAAAGCAGAUAUAGCAGGGAUCCAGAGUAAGCUUAACUCUAACUUCGGCAUUAUCGUUCAUCCUAUCGUCACAAAUGUUGCACGUCCCUUGGGCCAUAUGGACAUUGGCUCCCUUCCGAUAAUUUUGGAUCACAGCACAAUCCUCUCUAAGUUACGAACAAGGGUGAUACCUCUCAGCGAUCUAUUACUUCGCCUCCAAAAUGGGCAUAAUAGCGUAGAUAAAUAUAUGAUUACCACCUCUGACUUUAUGAAGAGGUUGUUCAUUGACAGUGCCCUUCCUCCAGCUCAGGACGCGGAUAUAGAUGAUUAUGCGCUUAUUUGUCGCUUUAAAGAGUGCAUGCGCAAGGUCUUCCUGGAUAAAUCUACCCAUGGGAGCUCUGCAGAGGUGAUCAACACGUGCAAUCAAACUUUAAAUGCGAAUAGCAGAAGCAAAAGCGUCGACAAGUCGGGGGUGGACAGACAAAAGCCGUUUGCUGCAAUCGACCUUCUCCUUACCAAGCAUGUGCGAGAGUUCAAAGACUCAUACGUGAAGACGACUGGGAAGGCCAUGCCCAUCGCGCAGCUACACCACAAGCUCAUGUGCGCGGCUAAGGAGGCAUACACAGAAGCCAAGCAGAAGCAGCGCAAGCCAGAGGAGCUCCUGGAAUACGGAGAUGCUCUUCUCUACAGCAAGGCGCGGCACGAGGCCGCCAGAGCCAUAGAGCUCUACUCUGCUGCACUUGUCCGCGAGAGGCAGCGCCGACGUCGAGGCGAGCAUACCAUGCUCAUUGAGCGUGCAGUAGAAGGGCUCCUACGAGCAUUCAUUUGCACAAGAAACAAAGCAGGCGUCUCCCGUAGUCUCCUGCGUGUGUUCAGUAUACCCCUUCUGCAUGAUGCUGCAGGAAGAACAGACACAAUUAUGCUUUCGCGACUUGUACUUCUUACUUGUCACGAACUCAUUUCAUCAGGCGAAGAUGAAUACCUUGCACUGUCGUUACUGUACUGUGCAAACGACCUUUUUGAUUUUGAGUUUAGGCCAGCUACACCUAACGACAGGCGGCAGAUAUUAGAGCGCAUCCUGCUAAAAGUUACAUGCAUGGAUUUGUUCAGAGUCUUGAACUUUUCGGCAGAGUAUAACGAACUCAAGUCACUUUUGAUCGGCACCGUUAGGAGAGCGUGCCUUGAAGUUGAGGACUCCACAGGCAAUGCAUCUUUCUAUACCGGUGUAACUCUUUUGAAUCUCCCCCUUGGCGCUCACGAUAAAUGUUCACGAAACUACGUACCUGACGAGUACAUUAUGAUCGCCCUUCGUCUUGCUCUGGCAGAGUAUUUGCUGUUGGAGGGGUCUGUGCCAGCUGCACAAAAAUGUUUAGCACAGCUUGAUAUCUCCACCAGCUUGCUUCCUGAGCAGUAUUCUUCUAUGACUACCAAGAGAGUAAUCAUUUUGGCGCGAUGCGCAAUCUUAGAAGGUAGACUGGGAGACGCAAAGUCACUGCUUCUUCGGGAUACAUUUUUGGUGACGAAGGGGAGUGGGGACUUCAACCCGUACGUCCUCUUUCAGGAUAUGCUUGGAAGUGCUGAUGAUAUAGCCACAUCCUAUCUAGACCUCCUGGAUCAAUCCCUGGAUAUCAAUGCUCCAGGCUUAUUAGGGAAUCUUGCUUUAAUUGGAGCAUCUACACACACAGUCCCGGUUAUCUUUUCUAUCAUAAACAAAAACUUGCCAAGGUUUGCAGUCGCACACGCAAUUCAGGGAGACUUCAAUAGUGUUGUUCCAUUACCUUCGUGGUCUACAUCCAUCACCGCGUCCACCAAGUCCCACUCUCACUCUAAAACAGGAACCACUAAUCAACAAUCUACCUCCAAUGAAGCUAUCCUCAGCGUUAUCCCAGAGAGCAGUACGGUUAGCACUACGCUCCUUAAUGACAUUAGAGCCCUCACUUUUACGUCUAUCAUUUUUAAUUCUCGCGUGAGCCUGGACAUGCUCCUGCAGGCGCAUGCCAUGUACAGAUCUAUAGAGACUCCCGUGGUGUAUUAUGGCGGGCUUCUCGAUUGUCCCGUGCUAACUGGGUUUAGCCUCUACGACGACAUAUACAUGUGUCGCAUUAUCUUAAGCCUCUGUGCAAGGCAUGUACCGGUUCAGGAUUGCAUUCCAUUCAUCGUUCCAUUUGAAAAGCCAUCCGAAGACGAGUUUGCAGUAGCUGCCAAGGUCUUUGAAAGUAUUAAGCGGAACCUUGACGAGGAAGACGCGGAUCAGUACCACAACCCACUGGAGUUCCAAACACUUAAACCAGUAAGCCCCUCAUCUACUAGCUCCAACCUCACCUCCUCAAUCUCAGGGUCUUUCACAACAGACUACCUUGGGAUUGCAUUACCCCAGACCGCACGUGGUGUAUCGCAAUUGGUUGAGUCUAUAGGUUCUAGACUAAUCAGCUUUUCAGCAUCCACCAUCUCUACUAACUAUUUUUCAUCGGAGCUUCUGGGAACGAUGGGGAUAAUAAUGCUCUAUGCGGGGAAGCAAGACCAUCUGAAAGCAUUGACGAGGGCUGUGGAAUUAGAUGCCUUCAACUUUCCCUCGUGGUGUGGUCUUGCUCUCUCUCUUUCCAGUAUGCUUGCAAGCCAUGUGGAUGGAAGGGUACAUAAAUUCUCUUUGGAGCAGAUACGCGAUAAAAUAGUGGAGUGCACCGGACGAAUGCUUGACAUUGCUGCAGCAAUGAGCAUUGUGCCAUUUAAUUACGCAUUCAUUGCCAUUGCCCAAAGCCUCCUGGACACAAUGGCAGAGGACACGACAAUCUUAAGUCAGACAGCAUUAAAGCUUUUAGAUAAGGUGCGCUCUGACGUCCCUCUGAUUCCGUUCUGCAUCGACACCUCUAAGACAUUUCCAACGUAUUUCCUUGCCGGGGCUUCUCUGCACACAUCCUGGUUUAUCAAUCGUCUCAAGGCUUUAGCAUAUGUCAGCUGCGGAACGCUUGUAGAUGUGGCAGAUGCCUACUUGGCCUCACUGAAGGGAAUUGGAGGGGUUCUCCCCGGCCGUUCAAUAGCAGAAAUAGCCGAGCGGGUUCUGCUAAUGGCAGAGACGUCAUAUAGUUAUGAAGUAUGUAAUCGCAUCAAGGAUGCAGAGGACGUGAUGAACAACGGGCUUACGCGCUUGAAGUAG
Messenger RNA from Giardia duodenalis, 4899 nucleotides. RefSeq lists its product as uncharacterized. Bases 1 to 4899 code for a protein of 1632 amino acids. The record is from RefSeq and is a predicted model, not a curated record. NCBI's taxonomy places the organism in Eukaryota, Fornicata, Diplomonadida, Hexamitidae. The transcript has a single exon.